Messenger RNA from Melanaphis sacchari, 2648 nucleotides. RefSeq names its product glucose dehydrogenase [FAD, quinone]. Bases 572 to 2458 code for a protein of 628 amino acids. NCBI's taxonomy places the organism in Eukaryota, Metazoa, Arthropoda, Insecta, Hemiptera, Aphididae. The record is from RefSeq and is a predicted model, not a curated record. Gene Ontology annotation, molecular function: oxidoreductase activity, acting on CH-OH group of donors; flavin adenine dinucleotide binding. The transcript is spliced from 8 exons.
GCUUCGAGACGCACGUCAACGUCCGCGCCACACGUUUCCGUACAACAGCCGCCGACGUCCGCGCAGUAUCGUAGUAGCGUCGUCGUCGUCGUGCGCGCCGCCGCGGUUACCCGACCGUUUUUUACCGCGCCAAACUUUUACACCGUCCGCCUCGUCUCGCCGUGCGUUCAGAGUUCCGUAUUUAUUAUUUUUUAUUUUUUGGUAUACCUAUAUUUAUAUAUCGCGUAUAGUUCGAGUGUUCGUCAAGUCUCAACGCGUGUACAGUGUUUCCGCGAUUCGGUUCACAUAGUGUUUUCCAGUUCCGCGUCACCGUCCUCCCGCAGUAGUCGGCGGGCGACGAGAAGACACAUUCCAUACAAUAUCGCUGUUCUCGCUCAGUGCCGAAGGGAGGUUUGGACAUUAUGUAAAGACAAAUCGCUGCAGAAACACACGUGCAUUAGGUCAGAGUGGACAAUGUGUAUCGACGGACACGCCAGGGAUUCGUUAACUGCUACUUUUACACCUACAACAAUCCAAAAUUCAGAAACCAUAUCUGCAAGUAAUGGCAGUACUGUGACCACACGCAGCGGAUAUGAUAUUCGCUUUAAUUGCGGCCGGAUCAGCUUUAAAGACUGGCCUGACUAUUGUUGGGACCAGCGUAUGGAUGAUACCGGUCUUGAUAGCCGCUAUGGCUUACUACCGGUAUGACAUUUAUGAUCCCGAGUCACGACCGUUCAACCAGAAAACACUCAGGUUGGAAUACGACUUUAUUGUGAUUGGUGGUGGAUCAGCAGGAGCUGUCGUCGCUAGUAGGCUAUCGGAGAUCGGACACUGGAGUGUAUUGCUAUUAGAAGCUGGUCCGGAUGAAAACGAACUGUCCGAUGUUCCUUCUUUGGCGGCCUAUCUUCAAUUAUCUCGUCUAGACUGGCAGUAUAAAACCGAACCAACGGGGAAAGCAUGUUUGGGCUUAAAAAAUGGCCGAUGCAACUGGCCCCGCGGUAAGGUAUUGGGUGGGUCUAGCGUGCUGAAUUAUAUGUUAUAUGUCAGAGGCAACCGGUAUGAUUACGAUGGGUGGCGCGACUUGGGCAACGAAGGAUGGGGCUACAGCGAUGUAUUACAAUACUUCACUAAAUCGGAGGAUAACCGUAAUCCAUACUUGGCCAGGCCCGGAUCGCCGUAUCACCGAGCGGGUGGUUUACUGACUGUGCAAGAGGCUCCGUGGAAAAGUCCAUUAGUGUUAUCGUUUGUUGAAGCCGGCCAGGAAGUGACGGGUUACCCGAACAGAGAUAUCAAUGGCAAAUAUCAAACCGGGUUUAUGGUCGCACAGGGAACGAUCCGGAGAGGUACGCGGUGCAGUACCGCCAAGGCUUUUCUCAGGCCAGCUAGGCUCAGGCCUAAUUUGCAUGUGGCCAUGCAAGCUCACGUGACCAAGAUUAUCAUCAACCCAGCCACAAAUCGCGUGACAGGCGUACAACUGUUGCGGGAUGGCAGGGUGCAUUUGGUGCGUGCGAAACGGGAAGUUAUCCUGUCGGCGGGCAGCAUCGGAAGUGCACAAUUAAUGAUGCUUUCCGGGAUCGGACCCAGCGAACACUUGCAACGACUAGGGAUUCCCGUGCUGAAGGACCUGCGCGUUGGCGACAACUUACAGGAUCACGUAGGAAUGUUCGGAUUGACGUUCAUCGUAGACAAGCCCGUGGCCAUAAUACAAAAUCGACUGAGGCCAGUUCCUGUAACUAUGGAAUAUUUAACUCGAGAAAAUGGGCCGAUGACUACGCUCGGUGGUGUUGAAGGACUUGGAUUCAUUCCUACCAUUUAUGCCAACAACACAGAAUACCCAGACAUUCAAUUUCAUAUGGCACCAGCUAGUAUUGCUUCAGACGAUGGCAUUAAAGUACGAAGAAUCUUGGGCGUUCAAGAUUCCAUAUACGAUAAAGUUUUUCGUCCAAUAGCCAAAAAAGACGCAUGGACCAUCAUGCCACUUUUACUUAGGCCAAGAUCUCGAGGAAGUAUUAGACUUAGAUCUAAAGAUCCAAUGGUUUAUCCUUAUAUAGACGCCAAUUACUUUGACGACCCUCUAGACAUAGCAACUCUGGUGGAGGGUGUCAAGUUGGCAGUAAAAAUUGGCCAAGGAAAAGCUUUCAGACAGUACCGUUCACGACUCCAUCGAGUACCUAUACCAGGAUGUGCGCGGUUCGAGUUCGGCUCCGAUCAAUACUGGGAAUGUUCCAUCCGUCACUUCAGCAUGACCAUUUACCAUCCAGUGGGCACGUGUAAGAUGGGACCACCUAGUGACCCGACCGCCGUAGUGGACCAAAGGCUCCGUGUGUAUGGCGUGCAAGGUUUACGAGUGGUGGAUGCGUCGAUAAUGCCUACCAUCGUCAGCGGUAAUACGAACGCGCCGACAAUAAUGAUCGCUGAAAAAGCAUCAGACAUGAUCAAACAGGACUGGCUUUCAAAUAAUAUCCAUUACCACGGUUGAAGAGCCGUAGUUGAUAAGGACCAAAUAUUCGACUUCGACAAUAUGCCACUACACAAUAUUUUAGUUGUGCCAUUUCGCAUUUAUUAUGUGCUUACCAUAUACAAAUAUUGCUAUAAUAUUAUACUGUAUCAAAUUGUGUUACCAUUUUUACUGUACAUAAAUAUUAAAAUGUUAAUUUUUUGUGUUGAAC